Diversispora eburnea is the source of this 269-nucleotide messenger RNA. Lineage: Eukaryota; Fungi; Glomeromycota; Glomeromycetes; Diversisporales; Diversisporaceae. The record is from the annotation of a GenBank genome assembly.
CAGCAACAGAAUUGCCAACUUGUUGUUCAUGCGAUUCUUUAACGUCAGUAGCAUGUAGAGGUGUGGUAACAAGGACAAAAAUUUUAGGAAUACUUGGUCAAUUUUCGGAUAAAUAUGUUCCCCCAAUACUGAUUGAGAAACGUAAUUUUGUCGACAAAUUUUGGUCAAAAGAACUUCAACGCAUAUACCAAUUUGGCGAACUCAAAUUGCUUGCCUGUGAUAACGAGAAUGCAUAUUUCGUUAAAAUAUCAAAAGACGCUCGACGUAUG